AUGUCAGACACACUUUUGAAACGUUCGUCUGCAGAUGACUUUGAUUGGCCUGCAACCAUCUUUCUCUAUGUCGUACUCAUCAUCAUGGGUGUGGGUAUGUGCUUUUGUCUGAGACGAGCCAACCGUCUUAUACCCAAUAGAUUCAGCUUCCCGUUAGUGGAUAGAGGUUCAAGAAGAGAAAGAGGAUUUCAUAAUUUGGGAGCAGAGGAAGAAGGAUUACUGAGCCAUUAUAGCGAUGUAGAAGAUGAAGAUGAUGCAGAAGUAAUUGAUAAUCAAAAUGCGCUUCGUAUAUCCAGUCGAUCCGAUGAUGAAGAUGAGGAGGAGGAGGAAGACUUUGGACAUUUGCAAGCCCAUGAUGCUACCGCUACUACUACUACUACUACUACUACUACUACUACUACUACAGCUGCUAUUGAACCCGACAGUGAUGAUGAUAUUGAAUCUACAAACAAGGCGACACCUUACAAGGAUGAUGAACAUCACAAUCCACAAUAA
This is a messenger RNA of Mucor velutinosus, 495 nucleotides long. It is a transcript of the gene GDT1, whose product is annotated as GCR1-dependent translation factor 1. The coding region runs from base 1 to 495 and encodes 164 amino acids. Lineage: Eukaryota; Fungi; Mucoromycota; Mucoromycetes; Mucorales; Mucoraceae. The transcript is spliced from 3 exons. The record is from RefSeq and is a predicted model, not a curated record.